Molecule: messenger RNA, 1853 nt
Organism: Grammomys surdaster
Lineage: Eukaryota; Metazoa; Chordata; Mammalia; Rodentia; Muridae
Gene: Wars1
Product: tryptophanyl-tRNA synthetase
Exons: 12
Coding region: 128-1573 (481 amino acids)
Biological process (GO): tryptophanyl-tRNA aminoacylation
Cellular component (GO): cytoplasm
Molecular function (GO): tryptophan-tRNA ligase activity; ATP binding
Source: RefSeq, a predicted model, not a curated record
GGGACGCCCAGGAAGUACCGGUGGCUGAACCAGUGGUGCUGACUGGUGGGGCCGAACAGGGGCCGCCGAGUCUGUCUCAACUGCUGAACACACGUCACCAGCCAGCUGCAGGCCUAGGUCCUAGAAGAUGGCAGACAUGCCCAGUGGCGAGCCCUGCACCUCUCCACUGGAGCUCUUCAACAGCAUAGCCACGCAAGGGGAGCUUGUCCGGUCCCUCAAAGCUGGAAACGCACCAAAAGAUGAGAUUGACUCUGCAGUAAAGAUGUUGUUAUCAUUAAAAAUGAACUAUAAGGCCACCAUGGGGGAAGAAUACAAAGCUGGCUGCCCUCCUGGAAAUCCAACUGCUGGGAGUAAUAGUGACCCAGAUGCCACAAAAGCCAGCGAGGAUAUUUUGGAUCCGUGGACAGUGCGGACAAGCAGUGCAAAAGGCGUCGACUAUGACAAGCUCAUUGUUCAGUUUGGAAGCAGCAAAAUUGACAAAGAGCUGAUAAACCGAAUAGAACGGGCCACCGGCCAAAGACCACACCGCUUCCUGCGCCGGGGCGUCUUCUUCUCCCACCGAGAUAUGAAUCAAAUCCUGGAUGCCUAUGAAAAUAAGAAGCCGUUUUACCUGUACACGGGCAGGGGCCCCUCCUCCGAAGCAUUGCAUCUGGGUCAUCUCAUUCCGUUUAUUUUCACAAAGUGGCUGCAGGACGUGUUCGAUGUGCCUUUGGUCAUCCAGAUGUCUGACGAUGAGAAGUACCUGUGGAAGGACUUGACUCUGGAACAGGCAUACAGUUACACCGUGGAAAACGCCAAGGACAUCAUUGCCUGUGGCUUUGACAUCAACAAAACUUUCAUCUUCUCUGAUCUUGAGUAUAUGGGGCAGAGCCCAGGUUUCUACAAGAAUGUGGUGAAGAUUCAGAAGCAUGUCACUUUCAACCAGGUGAAAGGCAUUUUCGGCUUCACUGACAGCGACUGCAUUGGGAAGAUCAGUUUUCCUGCUGUUCAGGCCGCACCGUCAUUCAGCAGCUCCUUCCCGAAGAUCUUCCGAGACCGGACAGAUGUCCAGUGCCUCAUCCCAUGUGGCAUUGACCAGGAUCCGUACUUCAGAAUGACGAGGGACGUGGCCCCCAGGAUCGGCCAUCCAAAACCUGCCCUGCUACACUCGACCUUCUUCCCUGCCCUGCAGGGUGCUCAGACCAAGAUGAGUGCCAGUGACCCCAACUCCUCCAUCUUCCUCACUGACACGGCCAAGCAGAUCAAGAGCAAGGUCAACAAGCAUGCCUUUUCUGGAGGAAGAGACACUGUGGAGGAGCACAGGCAGUUUGGAGGCAACUGUGACGUAGACGUGUCCUUCAUGUAUCUGACCUUCUUCCUUGAAGAUGACGACAGGCUGGAACAGAUCAGAAAGGAUUACACCAGCGGAGCCAUGCUCACUGGGGAGCUCAAGAAGACGCUCAUUGACGUCCUUCAGCCCCUGGUUGCAGAGCACCAGGCCCGACGCAAGGCGGUCACCGAGGAGACCGUGAAGGAGUUCAUGGCGCCCCGGCAGCUGUCUUUCCACUUCCAAUCCUUUUGCUUUGACACUUGACUGAAGUGGAGGGCAGGCCAGAACAGUGUGUUGGCCAUGCCUCAGGCCGGUGGACCAUAGCUAGACAGAAAAGAACAGCAGCCAUCCAGGCCCCAGCAGUCUACCUCUGGGCUGGCUGCGUGUAAUGAGCCACCCCUCAGAGUCUUGGAAAAGCAGAAGCCGUAUCUCAGGGAAAGUCCCUGGUUGAAGUGUCUGUCCUCUGAAGACACAAGGGCCACUCUGAGUGUUCUGUCCUUGCAUCAUUUCCAGGCAAAAAAUAAUAAACGUUGUUGUGCUCCUG